Aaosphaeria arxii CBS 175.79 is the source of this 1890-nucleotide messenger RNA. RefSeq lists its product as uncharacterized. The record is from RefSeq and is a predicted model, not a curated record. Bases 1 to 1890 code for a protein of 629 amino acids. Lineage: Eukaryota; Fungi; Ascomycota; Dothideomycetes; Pleosporales. The transcript has 2 exons.
AUGUGGAAGCGGUUCCAGGGGUAUGGACGGGACAAGGAGAAGCAGAUAGGGAACCCUGUGCUUGUUGAAACUACCUACGAUGAAGAUCAACUCAGGCACAUCCCGAAUGUUUCCGGCUACCAAAAUGCCAAUCCCCAGCCUAAUUAUGACUCCUCGCAGUCCCCACCAUACGAUGGUACAUAUUCUCCGUCCGACGAACCCGGCUAUCGCGCAUCAGAAGUCCCUACCGUCUCCUCUGUCUACUCACAGCCAGGCUUACCAGAGGAGUAUCAGCACGAGACCAUUCGUCAUCAUCUGGGUCACGACAUCUCACCCCCUAGUUCACCAGAGCCUGAACGCGUCCAGAACCCGGAUCAACCAAGAAGAUUUCGUUCAAUGCGCGAUGUAUCCCCAGUGGACGAGUCUCGCAGUCGGCAAGCGCAGCACGGAGGGAGCAACAUUCCCGUACUUCGCAAAGCACCCGCGAAGGUACGAGGCAACGAGCCUGAGCCUUCGGCGCAAAAGUUCUGGGGUGGAAAAGUAGCACCAAACGAUAAGGUUCGGUGGGAUGCCUAUUCCGGAGAACCCACGUCCAGCACUGCCGGCAGGCCAGGACAGGUCAACCCUGGAGUCUAUGCCAAAACAGGACUGUCGCCACCUUCCAAGCAACGGCCCAUGGGUUAUCAAGUAUCCGUGAGUGGAGGACCGGAAACGUCAAGAAGAAAUCAAUCGCUGUACGAGCGAGCAACGCGCUUUGGCACACGGCCGCCAGCAGUUGACACGACUGUAUCAAAACCCCGAGAACCAUGGAAGGGAGCGAGUGGACGGGGAGAAAUCGUGCAACCUAUUCGAGAUAAUCCUGGAAGAAAAGCCUCAGCAGUUAUUCAGCGAAAACCAGACCCUCGAAGUGUUGGUUCAUCUCCGACGAAUGCGCAAGACUCGCUUGCAGCUACUUCCGGGCGUAGUCCUGUCCCUGGUGACACCUCACAUGUCGCAGACCCCCUCGAAGAGUAUGACACGCAUGACAACCCCAUAAAACCUACCGUUCCCCUAAAAGUGGGAGUCAACUCGCCUACCAGUCCGAAUAAUCCAGUAAAUCAAGGUCUCGCAUCUCCCGACUCACUGCACGGUGCUGAUCCAUUGACACCGAUCAAUAAACGGACAGGCGCUGCGACAGCGAACCGUCCAGGUGUUUCGGGCACCGGCCAUACUUAUGACUCCCCUACGACGGCAAAGGGCGCAACUACGAGCAAUUCCAUCGAGAACACUCCACAGUCAGUAGGCGAUAAGGAUACCGGUCCCGCAAGCCGCUUCAGUUGGACAACGUACAACACGAGCACGACCUACCAGCAUUCUCCACCACCUUCUCCACCACCACCUGUCCCAUCCUUUGCGAAGAAUCCUGACCAAGAGCCAAUGCCCGCAGCUUCAGCGAUCUUGAAUCGUCGCCGCCCGGUCCCAGCGUCUGAUAAAACCCCAACCCGCAAACCCAUAGGAGGUUCUACCACACAGCCUACCACCAUGGCAUCGGCAGACCCUCCAUCGCCUCGGCCUUUAUCGACAAUUUCGACCAGCACGCAGAAGGCUCUACCUCGCCCGCCCACUGAGAUUAGCGCCGUUGACCACAUCGACACGCUAGAGGCGCAAAUGGAAGACCUGCGCAUUCGGCGUUCGAACGUGCACAGGCUGCUUCAGGAUUUGUAUAAUGCGGCUCCACCAAAUCCUCUGGUAACGGACUUCAAGCGUAUGCGAAUAGUUGAUAAGCGAAAGAAGGACUUUGAGGAUGAGUUGGCCGAGAUCAAGCGCGAGGAACAUGACUUGGGUCUGAAGCUUCACCGAGCGUGGAAGAAGAGGGAACAGGCGGACCCAUCACAGGAGAGUGCACUCUGGGUUCGAAGGGUCACAUCGUGA